Molecule: messenger RNA, 507 nt
Organism: Clunio marinus
Lineage: Eukaryota; Metazoa; Arthropoda; Insecta; Diptera; Chironomidae
Source: the annotation of a GenBank genome assembly
AUGAAGGGCAAACAAGCGAAGAAAUCAGUUCAAAAAGCAAUGUUGGGAAGAAAGAAUGAAAUAAAAAAAAAAGAGUUGAACGAUUGGGAAACAAAGCAAAUAGAACAAGAAGAAUCAAAGGCACAGAGCAACAAGAACAGCAGAAGACGAGGUAAACCAGAAGGCCUUGAGACGCUUGCCGAGCUUCGAAGAAGAACAAUCGGAAUAAGAGAAAUAAAAUUCUUUAGGGUCGGUGAUCUGAUCGAAAAUUUUAUUACGCAAGAGAAUGCGAUGGAAAAUUUUUUCGCAAAACUUUUUUCUGUGACAAUUUUCAGUUCCGAAAUCAAUAUUUAUUUACAUGGUCGUCUUGUUCGAAUGUUUUUUCUUUUCUUUACUCUUAAUGAGACGAAAGGAACUCAAAAAUCCAACAAAUAUUCUUCUACCCCGACAAGCCAGCUGCAAAAUUCAUCCCAAAACAAAAUUGGACAAAAAAAGGAAAAAAAUGCGCCAGAAACGAGACGAAGUUGA